UCCAAACUCUAGUCUAGAUCUACUCGGGCUGGGUUUCUGUAUAAGCACUUUGUGACAUCUGCUGAUGUAAAUAUGUAUAAAUACAUUUGAUUGGCUUAUAGCUACCCAAUCUCAUUGAAGGAUACAACCAAUAGUUGUUUCCCAGGUUACUAAGGAGAGAUGGCUGCUGCUGAUUAUAGUAUUAUGUGCAUUCUACUUUACCUGCUCUGGCUCCCUUCUUCUCAUUCAUUGGUCUUGAACAACGUCCCACUUACACUGCUCUGCUCAAUGAUACUGUGUGACUUUGCAGAAUGGAGUGCACCUUCAAAAGAAAACCAUGAGUGCCCUAGCCCUAGAGGCAAUCGGAUGAAAAAGGAUGCAUUUACCAGGACUAUUAUGGUCAUGUAAACCAUUGAAGGUCAAUGGGACAUAUUACACAAUCAAGCAGCACAGACCUUCGACACGGCUCCCAUUCUGUAGCCCCUCGUAAAGUCAUUUUAUAGUAGCCACUGGGAAGCACGUAGGUUGGACUGCAGAACAAACUCCAUUCUGCUUUUUUUUUAUAUACUGGAUUGAGAAAACGCCAAACUUGCAAGUAGCCAUGGUCUUUCCUGUGGUGUCUGAAGAGAAUAUUCUAUUAGAUUUUUUUCAGGCAAUCCUAUCACACUUGGCUCUAUCCUGCAUACUAAUUUCAGUUACAGCCAUAGCCAUCGCCUGGUUUAUUAGAGAUUCGUUCAAAGUUGAAGAUUUUGACCAGAAACAUGUGUUUAUCACGGGCUGUGAUAGCGGAUUUGGAAAUUUGGUGGCAAGGCAGCUUGACCAAAAGGGGUUUCAUGUAAUAGCCGCAUGUCUCACGGAGAAAGGUGAAUCGGAAUUGAAGGCUGCGGCCUCUCCCAGACUGAAGACAGUUCUGUUCAAUGUUACCGACAGUCCGAGCAUCGAGAGUGCGGUGGAGUUUGUGCGCGCCGAGGUUGGAGAGCGAGGUCUCUGGGGGCUGAUCAACAACGCUGGGAGGUCCACACCUAUAGGCCCCACUGAAUGGAUGCAGUUGGAGGACUUCAAGAAAGUUCUAGAUGUGAAUUUAAUAGGUCUGAUUGACGUGACCCUGAAGCUCCUCCCACUCUUAAAGAAGGCUCAAGGAAGGGUGGUCAAUGUUGCCAGUAUCCUGGGGAGGCUUGCCCUCAACGGAGGAGGCUACUGCCUAUCUAAGUAUGGUGUGGAGGCCUUCUCUGACAGCCUUAGGCGGGAUAUGCAGCAUUUUGGUGUAAAAGUGAGUAUCAUUGAGCCUGGUUUCUUCAAGACGGGUGUGACCAGGCUGGACCUCAUUGAAGCAGACCUGCAGAGACUGUGGAACCGUCUCCCUGAGGAGGUCAAGCACUCAUAUGGACCCAAAUUCUUUGACGAAUAUGUAAAAGCUCAGGAUUUCUCCAUGGGUCUCCUGUGCAGUUCAGACAUCUCCAAGGUGACCAGUUGCAUGCAGCAUGCCCUUACAGCCCGCCACCCGCGGACCCGCUACUCACCUGGUUGGGAUGCUAAGCUCAUCUGGAUCCCCCUGUCCUACCUCCCUGCGUUCAUAGCAGACUUCACAGUCGCUGUUCUACUUCCUGUCCCCAAAGACGACAGAAAGAGCCAUGCAAACCAAGUGGGUGUGGCAAACACAUGAGCCACUGGACUCUUUCCUUUAUCAAUCACAUCUAUGAUGCGUUUUAGAUUGAUUUAUAUUCAUGAUUUGCAUUUCAAGGAUGUUGAUACUACACUGAAUAAAAAUAUAAGUGCAACA
This is a messenger RNA of Oncorhynchus masou masou (cherry salmon), 1759 nucleotides long. It is a transcript of the gene rdh1, whose product is annotated as retinol dehydrogenase 1. Gene Ontology annotation, cellular component: intracellular membrane-bounded organelle. Gene Ontology annotation, molecular function: all-trans-retinol dehydrogenase (NAD+) activity. The record is from RefSeq and is a predicted model, not a curated record. Bases 581 to 1642 code for a protein of 353 amino acids. The transcript has 6 exons. Gene Ontology annotation, biological process: steroid metabolic process; retinol metabolic process. Lineage: Eukaryota; Metazoa; Chordata; Actinopteri; Salmoniformes; Salmonidae.